Closterium sp. Yama58-4 is the source of this 252-nucleotide messenger RNA. The record is from the annotation of a GenBank genome assembly. NCBI's taxonomy places the organism in Eukaryota, Viridiplantae, Streptophyta, Zygnematophyceae, Desmidiales, Closteriaceae.
AUGGAGCGCUACGGGCGCCUGUCCGGCCUGUGUGGCCUCGCCGCACUCGUCGCGGGUCUCGUCGCCAUCAGCUUCCUCGCGACCCACGCCAGCGCCGCUUAUAAUAGCCCGUGUGCCGGUUAUGAAUGCGGGCCCAGUGCUUCCUGCCUUCUGUAUCGUGAUGGCUCUCCUUUCUGCUUGUGCGACGAUGGCACCAGUAACUUCAACGAAACAGACAAGACGUGCUAUAUGACCUGUGCUCUCACGCAUUGA